Molecule: messenger RNA, 2082 nt
Organism: Acomys russatus (golden spiny mouse)
Lineage: Eukaryota; Metazoa; Chordata; Mammalia; Rodentia; Muridae
Gene: Sppl2c
Product: signal peptide peptidase like 2C
Biological process (GO): membrane protein proteolysis
Cellular component (GO): cytoplasmic side of endoplasmic reticulum membrane; lysosomal membrane; lumenal side of endoplasmic reticulum membrane
Molecular function (GO): aspartic endopeptidase activity, intramembrane cleaving
Source: RefSeq, a predicted model, not a curated record
AUGGCCUGCCUGGGUCCCCUCCUCCCCACGGGCUCCCUCCUCCUCCUCCUGCUCCUCCUCAGCCCCGAGGCCCGGGGAGAAUAUGGCGUGGUCCGCGUCGUGUCAAAGAAGUGGAGCAAGGACUACUGUGUCUUGUACAGCUCUGACUACGUCAUCCUCCCCCGGGACCUGCGCCAUGCCCCACUCCUACCUCUGCAUGAUGGCACCAAGACACCAUGGUGUCCGGAUGAGGACGCUUUCCACCAGGCCCAGGACAGCUCCCCUAGACAGCAACCCCUCCACCAGACUACGACCAUGGUGACGCGUGGCAACUGCAGCUUCUAUGCCAAGGCCUGGCUGGCUCAGGGCCAAGGUGCCCAUGGGCUGCUCAUUGUGAGCCGGCCCAGCAAUCAGCAGUGUUCAGACACCAUCUCAAAGUCCCAGGACCCCAGCAAGCCCCGGCCUGCCCUCGCUAUCCCAGUGGCUGUGCUCCGCUACGCCGACAUGUUGGACAUCCUCAGCCACACUCACGGUGGCACCAAUAUCCGAGUAGCCUUGUACGCCCCCCUAGAGCCCAUUGUUGAUUAUAACAUGGUGGUUAUCUUCAUCCUGGCUGUGGGCACUGUGGCUGCAGGUGGCUACUGGGCUGGCUUGAUGGAGGCAGACCGGCUGCAGAGGCGCCAGGCCCGAGGAAGAGGGGGGCUUGGUGGUCACAGUCAACCACAAGCAGUGGCAGCUGAAAGGUUCCAGAGGGCCUGGGAAGAUGAAGAUGAUGAAGACACACCUGUGGACUUCACGCCAGCCAUGACGGGCGCCGUGGUCACCAUGUCCUGUUCCAUCAUGACUCUGCUAUACUUCUUCUAUGACUGCUUCGUCUACGUCAUGAUUGGGAUCUUCGGCCUGGGUGCCAGUACCGGCCUCUACAGCUGCCUGCUACCCAUAGUGCGCUACCUGCCUCUAUGGCAAUACCAUUGGGUCCUGCCUGGCCGCCAGACUUACAUAAAGUUGCCAUUGCUACUGCUGGCAGGCCUGUGUGCUAUGGUGACCCUCCUCUGGGUCAUCUACCGCAACGAGGACCAUUGGGCGUGGCUGCUGCAGGACACUUUGGGCGUCGCCUACUGCCUUUUUGUCCUGAGGCGGGUGCGGUUGCCCACGCUCAAGAACUGCACCUCGUUCCUGCUGGCCUUGCUGGCCUUCGAUGUCUUCUUCGUCUUUGUCACGCCUCUCUUCACCAAGACCGGUGAGAGUGUCAUGGUGGAAGUGGCAUCAGGCCCCGCAGAUUCUUCAAGCCGAGAGAAGUUGCCCAUGGUGCUCAAAGUGCCCCGGCUGAGCUUCUCGGCCUUGACGCUGUGUGACCAGCCCUUCUCCAUCCUCGGCUUUGGCGACAUCGUUGUCCCUGGCUUCCUGGUGGCUUACUGUCAUCGCUUUGAUGUGCAAAUCCGCUCUCCCCAGGUCUACUAUUUGACCUGUACAAUGGCCUAUGCCGUGGGCCUGCUGGCCACCUUCGUUGCCAUGGUCUUCAUGGAGAUGGGACAGCCUGCGCUGCUGUACUUAGUGUCCAGCACCCUGCUUACCAGUCUUGCUGUGGCUGCCUGCCGCCAAGAGCUCACCCUUUUCUGGACCGGCCAGGGCAGAGCUAAGCUACCUGCUGGGCCUGUGGCAGAGCCCUGCAUUGCCUCUACAGUGGCCUCCACGCUGAAGCUGGGUGGUGUGACAGAUUCCUGUACAACCAAUGGGUUUGAGGAGGCCAUUGGCGACAAGCCACUGGACUUAGACAGCAACCCUGGGGACGACAUGGCCGAGAUGGUCCCCCUAUCUGAGGACGAAGCCACAAGUCUAGAGAGCCACAGCGAGAGCUCUGAGGGUUGGAGUGAUGCCAACUUGGAUCCUGAUGAGCUACCCUCUAACCCCCCCAUGGCCCUGGAGGAGCUGAUGCCUCUGGCCGUGUUGGUCCCAAUGAUCCCAGCAAUGCCGACCCCCUCGGAGUUGGGUCACAUCCACACCCAGGCUCAGGUCCAUGAUGCCAACCUGCCCUGGAUGGGGCUGCACAGGAGAAAGGGCUUGAAGGUGAAGAAGAGCAUGUCCACGCAGGCUCCCCUCUGA